AUGGAUGCUCCAAGGAACGUACCGGACCAAAAUAAUGAAGGAGGUCACCAGCCGACUGGACUGCCAAUUCAGGUUGAUAAAGGCCAACCAAAGGACGCUUCUGAUCCCAAACCACGACAGACUUUGUGGCUGACUGCUGGCAUUCUCCCUCCCGCAGCUGGAAACCGACCGAAAGAAACCUUGACGAUUGAGCGCUUUCACCCAUCUUGGCGACACUAG
Penicillium soppii is the source of this 219-nucleotide messenger RNA. RefSeq lists its product as uncharacterized. The record is from RefSeq and is a predicted model, not a curated record. The transcript has 2 exons. Lineage: Eukaryota; Fungi; Ascomycota; Eurotiomycetes; Eurotiales; Aspergillaceae. The coding region runs from base 1 to 219 and encodes 72 amino acids.